This is a messenger RNA of Topomyia yanbarensis, 2702 nucleotides long. Its product is annotated as HMG box-containing protein 4. Bases 350 to 1537 code for a protein of 395 amino acids. The transcript is spliced from 4 exons. The record is from RefSeq and is a predicted model, not a curated record. Lineage: Eukaryota; Metazoa; Arthropoda; Insecta; Diptera; Culicidae.
AUUUUCUUAUUUUUACCGAAAACUAUCGAUUUUUUUCAUUUUGGGCUCAGUCUACACCAACAUUCUUUUUUGAGUUGGAUUUGGUCUGAAAUUUUAUGUCAACACUACAUUUUUGGGACAAAACACGACCUACCGAUAACCAGCGAUAAACUGUUAGUGAGUUUUCCGAUAUAAGGAAUUCUAUCUGGCUACCCUGAUUGUUAGCGGGUUGAGAUAAAAUCAAUAAACAAACAUUCUUCAAAAAAAUGUAUCAUUUUCCCGGGAAGUAGUAUACUGUAAAUUCAUACAUUAAAUUUAAGUUUGGUCUUUCCUUGUAUGAAGUCGUCGUUUGCAUCCGUAAUCAUUUGAAAUGGAGCACACCCCAAAAGUUCAUGCCGAAUUGGAAGUAACUGGAGUUUCACGUAGCGGACGGGUCUGUAAGAAAUCAUCUAAGCUUGUGGACUUCCAGUCGCCGGACGACCUAAGCGAUGCAAAACAAAAGAAGGCUCAAAAGCUCAAAACACCCAACACAUCCGGAUCCGGUCUGGAAUAUUUAGCGGAUGUCAUAAAAGCAGAACACGAUUCCGAUGCGGCUUUAGAUGAUAACGAGAUGAUUUCUGAUUCUGAAGAUGAUGGAAGCGAUUCUCCCAUGGACUCGGACGAUGACGAUGUAAUGGACAUUGAGGAUAUGGAAGGAACUCAAGAGGAAGACGAAAAAAGUGACAGUGAGUUGCUCGUAGAGUUAGCCCCGAAGCGCAGUUUGUACAUGUCAGAAAAGUCGUCAAAAUUCAAAAAGAUGCUGAAAGAUGGAAAGGUUGUCACAGGAAAAACUCAAAGAAAAGAUAAAGGCAAACGUCGUUUCACUGCAUACAUGCUUUGGGCCAAGGAGGCGCGUAAGCAAAUGCUCUCCAAUCCGGAUCUAGAUUUUGGUUCCAUUUCUAAACGUCUCGGCGAAAUGUGGACCAAUGUUCCGAGUAACCAGAAGCACAACUGGAAACGUCGUGCGAAGCGGAUAGCCAACAAGUUCAAGCAAGGUAACGAGAAAGCGCUUGACGCACCAUUCGUGAAACGUUACUUGCACUUAGAGCAAUCAGGGUCUAGCCCAACGGUUGGCGUCACCACCUCCGGCACCCCUACUACGAUGACUUCUACUCCUAACGCAGCUGUCUCGCGAGGAAAGAAGGCACAACAGAAGGGAACCCCGCUUACGAUCGACUCUAAAUCAACAGUUGUAACCAGUGCCCAUCUAUCCCCAGACUCGCCAACAAAAGGUAGCGGUCACAUGAAACUUCCCGGCUGCCAACCUACUGAUGUGGCAGCUCACUUAAAGCUGCUCGGCGAUAGUUUAACCAUCAUCGGCGAGCGUCUCAAGGAACACGAGGGACAAAUAGCUGUUUCUGGAAGCCUUUCUGUCUUGUUGGAUAGUUUGCUUUGCUCAUUGGGCCCGUUGAUGUGUUUAACGGUACACAUCCCUGGUUUGCAAGCGGAUGCAGAGCAUUUGAAAGAUGUCUUUCAAAACACUUUGGAUAACAUAGCUUACGUUAUGCCCGGAUUGUAAAAAAAAACAAAGCUAACAAAUAGAUAUAUUCUAAGAAAAACUGAUAUGAACAAAACUGCCCAUAAAAGCAUAAGAGUCCCAUAUGGAUUUUUGUCGAAAAUGAGUGAUCUGUUGGAUUGUAUUCUGUAUCAUCACUGAAUCACAAUGCACAAAUAAGAUUAUCAGGUUUGUUUAGAAAAUAUCGAAAAAAUUACCAAAACACUGUUGUCCCAUCCAUAAGGCUCAAUGCAAACGUAAAUCUUGAACAGCGUUUUUCUCGGCUUGCUGUUUUUCGAUAUGGGACUCUUAUGCUUUUAUGGGCAGAAAACCUAUAACUAAAUUAGUUAUAGAAUUUGCGUUUCGACUUCGUCUCAUCAGAAUCCGACUCUAACUUAGUGACAGGACUAAGCUAGCGCCGGAUUGACGCUAGAUCCAAAAAACGGAUAUAAUUUGUAUUUCUGAGCAAACCCCUAGUCAAGCGUGAUGUCCCGCAAGAAAAGGAGUCCAUUUUAAGAUAAUGAAAUCAAAACAUUUGGUUUGGCUUAGCCAGCCAAUACAAGAUGCACUAUGCUAUACUGCCAUGAUACGCAUAACUGUCCCAUCUGCAUAGGAAACCCAUAGCAAAUGGGACUGUUAUGCGGAUCACGGUAGUAUAUUUCUCCUUAGUGGAGAACAAUGUUGGUAAAAAACUAUAUUUCUCCAUUAAAGAGAUAAUUGUUUAAAACCAUCUUUGCGCGUGACUAUAACUAAAUUAGUUAUGGAAUAAGGGCUCAUUUUCUUGCGGAACAUGUGCUUGACUAGAGGUUUGCUCAGCAACACAAUAAUUGUCUCCGUUUUUUGUAACUAGCGUCAAUCCGGCACUAGCUUAGUCCUGUCACUAAGUUAGUGUCGGAUUCUGAUGAGACGAAGUCGAAACGCAAAUUCCAUAACUAAUUUGAUUCAUGAUUACAGUUGUACCAAUAAGUUUUUCAUUUCUGUCUUGAUCAAUCUUUAUUCAACAUUCAUAGUAGCGUAGUACAAACUUCAUUAUCUUUAACAUGCAGUCAUCAGUCCAUAUUGCUAAUACAGCUUAGCACGAAACGAAAACCAGCUUCCAUUGCUCUUUUACCGCAGGUAAGUAAAAAAAUAAAUGUAUAUGAUUCAGUUGAUUUAAAAAAAUUGGAAUAUAUAGCUUUUUGAACUUUUU